Molecule: messenger RNA, 6978 nt
Organism: Grammomys surdaster
Lineage: Eukaryota; Metazoa; Chordata; Mammalia; Rodentia; Muridae
Gene: Gpr179
Product: G protein-coupled receptor 179
Exons: 11
Coding region: 1-6978 (2325 amino acids)
Biological process (GO): G protein-coupled receptor signaling pathway
Cellular component (GO): membrane
Molecular function (GO): G protein-coupled receptor activity
Source: RefSeq, a predicted model, not a curated record
AUGGACGCCGGGGCAGCGGUCAUUUCUUCUCUUGCUUGGGGGCUUCUGAGCUGCUGUUUCCUCUGCAGCGGGGAUCUAGAGAGCCAAAGGUCCUUGCGCUCUCUGCCUCCACUACCCUCCCAAGCCAAGGCAGGACCUGGGUCUGCAUGGAUGCCCCCAAAGGGGGCUGAAGCAGCCCUGGCUUUUCUCUACUCUGGAGACGUUCAGCAGCUGUCAGGAGCAAACUGCAGCAAGAAGUAUGAAGUUCGAGGGGCCGAAGGCAAAGCUGGAGUCCCCCCAGUCCUACAGAGAGCAGUGGGCACCCUAUCCCAGGCUGCCAACUUUCUCAACAUGCUCCUACAAGCCAAUGACAUCCGGGAGUCAAGCGUGGAGGAGGAUGUGGAGUGGUAUCAGGCGCUCGUUCGGAGUGUGGCAGAGGGAGACCCGAAAGCCUACAGGGCUCUGCUGACCUUUAACCCUCCACCAGGGGCCAGCCACCUUCAGCUGGCCCUGCAGGCUACUCGGAUGGGGGAUGAGACCAUCCUUCAAGACCUGUCUGGGAACAAGGUACAGGAAGAGAAUCCAGAAGAGGAUCAGGAUAGUCCUGUCCUCCAGAAGCGCAUACUGACCAAUGACCUAAGGAGUCUUGACAGUCCCAAGUGGCCACGGGGGGAUGGAUAUGUGGGGGACAUACAGCAGGUGAAGCUAUCUCCUCCCUUCCUGGAAUGCCAUGAGGGCCGGCUCCGUCCUGGCUGGCUAGUCACAGUCUCGGCCACAUUCUAUGGACUCAAGCCAGACCUCACCCCAGAGGUCAGGGGACAGGUGCAGAUGGACAUCGACCUCCAGGAUGUGGACAUUAACCAGUGUGCAGGUGGCCCGGGCUGGUACUCAAACACACACCUGUGCGACCUCAACAGCACCCAGUGUGUCCCUCUGGAGAGUCAGGGUUUUGUCCUUGGCCGCUAUCUCUGUCGCUGCCGACCUGGAUUCUAUGGAGCUAGUGGUUCUAGGGGGUUAGAAGAAAGUGCAACUCAGACUGCCGGGCAAUUUGGGUCCCCACAAGGCAGCUUAGGGAAGCUGCUACGGUGCCAGCCGUGUCCUGAGGGCUGCACCAGCUGUCUGGAUGCCACACCGUGCGUGGUGGAGGAAGCCCUGGCACUGAGGACGGCAGUGCUGGCAUGCCAGGCCUGCUGCAUGCUGGCUGUCUUCCUGAGUAUGCUGGUCGCCUACCGUUGCCGAGGGAGCAAGAGGAUCCGGGCAUCUGGAAUCGUCCUGUUGGAAACCAUCCUUUUUGGAUCCUUACUUCUCUACUUCCCGGUUUUUAUCCUGUACUUCAAGCCCAGCGUAUUCCGCUGCGUUGCUCUCCGCUGGGUACGGCUCCUGGGUUUUGCAGUCGUCUAUGGAACCAUUAUCCUGAAGCUUUAUAGGGUGCUCCAGCUGUUUCUGUCUCGAACUGCCCAGCGGGGGCCGCACCCAAGCAGUGGGCAGCUGCUACGGCGUCUAGGACAGCUCCUGCUGCUGGUACUGGGCUUCCUGGUUCUGUGGACAGCAGGGGUCCUGGAGCCAGGCAUUCAGCACACACCUCUGGUGACACGGGGUCACACUCCCACCGGCCGCCACUUUUACCUCUGUCACCAUGACCACUGGGACUACAUCAUGGUUGUGGCGGAAAUGCUGCUGCUUUGUUGGGGCAGCUUCCUCUGCUAUGCCACCCGGGCUGUCCCCUCAGCCUUCCACGAACCGCGCUACAUGAGCAUUGCCCUGCACAAUGAGCUGCUGCUGUCAACUGCCUUCCACACUGCCAGGUUUGUGCUGGUUCCUUCCCUGCACCCAGACUGGACACUUCUCCUCUUCUUCCUCCAUACCCACAGCACGGUCACAGCCACACUGGCUCUGAUCUUCUUCCCUAAGUUCUGGAAGCCAGGGGCACCUCCCCGGGAGGAGAUCUUGGAUGAAGUGUAUGAGGAUGAGUUGGACCUGCAGCGCUCCGGUUCCUACCUCAACAGCAGCAUCGCCUCAGUCUGGAGUGAGCGCAGCCUGGACCCAGGGGACAUUCGGGAUGAACUGAAGAAGCUCUAUGCCCAGCUAGAGGUCCGAAAGACCAAGGAGAUGGCUGCUAACAACCCUCACCUGCCCAAGAAGCGGGGCAGCUCACGCCAGGGAUUGGGACGCUCUUUCAUGAGAUACCUGGCUGAGUUCCCAGAGGCCCUUGCUAGGCAGCACUCUCGGGACUCAGGUUCUCUGGGCCUCAGCAGCCUGCCAGGCUCUUCUCGACGAAGACUCCUCAGCUCCAGCCUUCAAGAAACAGAGAAGCCACCAGCCCUCCGCAAGACCCGCAGCACUUAUGACCACCACAGGGAGCAUAAUACUCUUCCCUUUGAUUCCAUGCUGAGCCGGACCCUGUCCAAGAAGGCCUCACCAACAGAGGGCCAAGAGUCGGUAGAGGGGCCCCCAGCCCUGGGCUUCAGGUCGGCUAGUGCUCACAAUCUGACAGUGGGAGAAAGACUCCCUAGAGCCAGGCCCAUCUCCCUGCAGAAGUCACUCAGUGUGGUGGCUGGCUCCAGGGAAAAGGCUCUGCUUGUGGCCAGUCAGGCUUACCUGGAGGAAACCUAUCGGCAGGCAAAAGAGAGAGAGGAAAGAAAGAAGGCUGAGGCAGCUAUGGUGAGCCCGGUGCGGAGGCCAUCGACCAGGAGGCUGGACCGUCCUCUAAGGGCUCCUCUGUCAGCUCCACCUUCUCCUGCCAAGAGCAGCAGUAUGGACAGCUCUCAGACCCCUGGGAGGCCUCGUGAAGAGGCUGGGAGAAGGCUGCCUCACCCACCCAUCCGGCAUCAGGUCUCCACACCCAUCUUGGCUCUGUCUGGGGCCUGCCUGGGAGAGCCAAGAAUGUUGUCUCCCACCCCAGCCUCCACAUUGGCUCCGGUUCUGUUGCCAGCCCUGGCUCCGGCCCCGCCCCCCGCCCCCGUUCUGACACCAGUCUCAAAGCCCCCCCAAAGCCCCUCCCUUCUCACUUUCAUCUGCCCCUGGGAGAAUGUAGAACUGCCAGGCAAGAAAGAAAAUGUGGUCCAGGAAGGCCCCGCAGGUCCAGAGCGAAGCGGCCACUCACCUGCCUCAGCUCGUACCAAGAUCUGGAGGGCCCUGUCUGUGGCAGUGGAGAAAAGGGGGACUGGAGAGAGUGAGACCCUCACAGAGGGUGGACAUGCCCAGGGGGAAGCAGAUGAUACGGAUGAGGAAAAGCCCAAGGUCUUCUCAAAAUCUCACAGCCUCAAGACCCCUCUGCAACAGGGUUCCGUGCGCAGCUUGAGCCUGGCCAUCAAAGCUCUGACCCGUUCUAGGAGCACCUACAAAGAGAAAGAUGGUGGGGAGGGCACCCCUGAGGCUGAGAAGGGAAAACCCACAGAGGUGAGCACAGGGGCUCCACCCAGAUCUCCCAGGCUAAGCCGGCCUAAAGCAGUGAGCAAACAGGCUGCCCUUGCCCCCUGUGAGGAUGAGGAGUCCCUCCAGAACCAACAGAAUGCUCACACCAGCCAAAUGCUCCACGUUUGUCAAAAGGAGGGCAGCCGAGAGCAAGAAGAUAGAAACAAGAGAGCGUCCCAGGGUCCAGGGGAGCGGAAAGUUGAGAGAACCGGUAAAAUAGCACUUGCCACAUUGAGGCAAGUUUUGGGGGAGAAAAAUGCUGAGCAAGCGAAGGAAUCCCCUGUGGGAUACCAAGAGGUGCCCAACCUUGCCCUCCAGCCCCUAGGCAGUGCUGACCACAGGGUGGCAGAGGUGUGCCCCUGGGAAGUAACUGAAUUUGAAUCAGGAAUGGGCUCGCCAGAGAGUGUCAACAAGGCCAAAAUCUGCUCCCAGGAGGGGACUGAAGGAGGAGGUCUUGAGAAGAAGCCAUCAAGACAAAUACUAAGUAGAUCCUGGGAAGGGAGAGAGAAAGUCCCAGGAGAGUCAGAGCCUGAAGAUGUGAGUGCCAUUACUCGGAAGAAACCAGAGAGGCUAGUCCGGAGCCAGGAGGCAGUGUGUCCUUGGGAAAGCCCCGACUCUGGAGGUCUAUCUCCUCAGUCGGUGCAUCAGGAUUCUGACAGAAGGCGGGGCCUGUCUGUGGUAGUGAGCAAAGGAGAAAAGCAUCCAGAGGCUCUUUCACCCCAUGCUGCCAAGGCAGAACUGUGCCCGUGGGAGAUGACGGAUGUGGGGGAGGGGACAUCUGCUCAGAGGGUACAGGAACUCCCUGAAGAAAGGCAGAAAUCCCCCAAGAAGGCAACCUUCUGGAGAGAACAGAAUCUGGGUGGAGACCUGGUGUCCUUUUGUCCAUGGGAAAGUACUGAUUUUCGGGGCCCUUUAGCUGUCUCACUUCAAGCCCCAGGAAGCUCAGGGAGUUUUGGCAGUGGCUUUGCAGAGGUGUGUCCAUGGGAGGCAGGAGAUAGAUCUAAUGACAAGAAAGCUGAGGUCUGUCCCUGGGAGGUGGCGGACGAGCUAGCAGGUACAGAAGCACUGAAUCAGGGAACAGAUGGGAAAUCUCUCCCAGGAAAAGAGACGGCCUCCAGAGAGGGGUGCUUGGCAGAGACAGGGGAACAAACUGUGAAGGCAAAACCUAUAGUACAUCAAGGGCAGGAGUCAGUGUGCCCCUGGGAAGAUGAAGCGCCUGAGCAGUCCAGCCCACAUCCAGACAAAUCUUCCUCCAAGGCUGGUGAGAAAUUCCUGAGCCAUGGGGGCAGCCAGGUACUGCAAGUGUGUCCUUGGGAAGCCAUCAAGCCAGAGGAAAAGCAGGCAACACCUUCAACAGCAGAAAUCUGUCCCUGGGAACUAGAUAGACGGACAGAGGACAGGACAUCAGAACACUCACCUAAAGAAGAAGUUCAAAAAGAUGUGGAGAAAAUGCCUGGAAGAGCAAGAAUGCAAGCCCUGGAAGAAGCUGACGGACAGGUCCUAAAGCAGGAAGCCAUCUGUCCCUGGGAGAGCACAGACCAUGCUAGCACCCCACAAAGAGACAGAGAGAAACCCCAAGUCACUCUCCAGAGGCAAGGCAACAUGGGAGGCGUAACUGCUGAGAUCUGCCCCUGGGAUGUGGAAGAGACCGCUGAGAAGGCCAAGAUCUGCCCCUGGGAAGUGGUCACUGGGGCUGGGGAGGAAAGGGCUGUUGGAGCUGAAGCUUCUGGGAUCCCUCCAAAUGAUGCAGGUCAGACUUCUGCAGAUUCUGCACCCAGGAAGGUAGCUGCUAGUGCUACGAAGAAGCCAGAGAGGCUGAGCCCGGAGAAGGAGGUGGUCUGUCCUUGGGACAGCUUGAGUCCAGGGGACUCCUCUCAGCAGCUAGACACUCUGAACACUGAGAAACUAAAAGAUGAACUUCAGGACCAUGUGAGCUCCAGGCCCAUAGAGGUGUGUCCUUGGGAAGCAGAGGACAUUCCUAUCAGUGAAAAAGCCAAGAUCUGUCCCUGGGAAUUGAAUGAAGGGACUGUGGGGAAAGGACUGGAGCAAGAGACAGGGAUCGAGCCAGCACAGCAAAGGAGAAAGAGUCUAGAAAAGGCAGGAGUUCCCUUCCAAGAAGAAGACACAUCAAAGGGGGACAGAAAACUCUGCCAGGAACAGGAAGAGGAAGCUAUCUGUCCUUGGAAGGACAAGGAUUUGAGGAAGCCACCUGCCAAGGUCUCCAAGGUCUCAGACUUGCCCCUCAGCACCAUUAGUCAGGCAGCAGAGGGACAGUCCUUGGAAGCAAGUGACAGGCCAUCAGAGAAGGCAGACCUGAGACAAGACCUGAAGACAGGUUCUCUCCCGGAAUAUACAACCCAAGGAAAAGCUCCAGCUUUAGAAUCACAGGUCUCUAUUGAUAGAGGAGGAGCAAGCUCGGAACUCCAGCCUGUGGGUCUUAGGGAAAGCAUGGUACCGGUACCGGCAGACUCCUCCUCCCAGCCACUCAGCGAGUGUCCUGACCGACCUAGAGCCAGCUCCCAGACACUGGUCAGCGCGGGGGUUGGGCCUGCUGAGGUGUGUCCGUGGGAUGCUCCUGAACCAGAUCUGUGUAUACCCGACAGUGACACCAAGGUUGAGCUCUGUCCCCAGGUGACUGGGAGAGUUACAGAGAUAGCAAGACAAGAUGAAAAGAAGUCUCAAGAGGAGAAAGAAAGAGCCCCUGAAAAGGGAGACCAUGAAGGUGUGUCAGUUCAGAAAACACCACAGACCAGCAACUUUGGGAAGCAGGAAACUCUGUGUCCCGGGGAGAGUCAGGACUUUGGGGUGCAAGCAGCUACAGAUGCUUCUGAUGGAAGCAAAGGGGAAUUUGAGAAAGUGUGUCCUGGGGGAGUAGAAGAGGUUCCUUCUACUGAGAAAGCUGAGAUUUGCCCCUGGGAGGCAGGUCCAGGAGCAGUGGGGGAGGGGGCGUUGGACCUGGGGCAGGAUGGAGAGUCACAAGGGGGCAAAGGGGCUGAAAGACACUUCUUAAAAGCAGCAGAGGCCAUCUACCCCUCAGAAGGCUCAGUGUCAGUGGGGCUCUUCUCCCAGGAAGAUGCUGUGGACACAGACCACCCCAGGGUCAGUCUCCAUGGAGCAAGCAGCCCAGGGAAAGGUAUAGCAGAACUAUGUGUAUGGGAAGUCACAGACCCGGAAGGAAAUAAAAUCAAAGGCACCAUGGCAGACAUCUGUCCAUGGGAGGAAACUAGAGCCCAAUCUGAUGAAUCUAGCCUCCUGGCUUUACCAGUAACCCAGGCAAGUGUGCCUGCUGCCCCUGAGAAAUCAAUUUGCCUCUCAGUACACAGAUCAUUGGAGAGCUUUCUCCCAGAGAGCAAGAGUGUCCGCCCAGACGCCUGCAAGCCACCUGGUACUUUCCUCCUGGAAGAUGUCAAAGAACAAGAACCUUUGGAAUUUGAGCCUGGAGCCAAAUCAGAUCUAGAGCCAAGUCCCAAAGAUACAGAGGCUCCAGAGUCUUUGUCCCUAAUUGAAGACCAAGGACUAAUGGCCUCUGAAUCGCAAGCUGGAGAACUCGGUCCUCCACCUGACUAUCCUUGGGACUGUGAAUGA